Uloborus diversus is the source of this 1506-nucleotide messenger RNA. Its product is annotated as protein arginine methyltransferase NDUFAF7 homolog, mitochondrial-like. Gene Ontology annotation, cellular component: mitochondrion. The record is from RefSeq and is a predicted model, not a curated record. The transcript has 10 exons. Gene Ontology annotation, molecular function: protein-arginine omega-N symmetric methyltransferase activity. Gene Ontology annotation, biological process: mitochondrial respiratory chain complex I assembly. The coding region runs from base 245 to 1474 and encodes 409 amino acids. Lineage: Eukaryota; Metazoa; Arthropoda; Arachnida; Araneae; Uloboridae.
CGCUCAUGUGUUUAUGGAUGAAACUCGCUGAUCCAGUUGUUUUUCACUUAAAAAAAAUUGCGAAAGGCUGUUUCUUCAUUAUGUUUUUAAUACAUAUCAGUUCAAACCUUUUCUCAUUUAAAAUGACGUGAACUUAUCUUUAGUUUCCAAGGACGUUUUCAUUGGAACUUUUGAUUUUUAAUAUGAGUAUAAAAAAUCAAGUUUUUAAUUUUGUAUUUCGUCAGUAGUGGUUGAAGCUGAAAGAAUGAAGUUCAGAGCAGUAUUCAAUCGUAUGCACAGACUAUUUUUCUCGAGUAAACAAGAUUUAGCUAUUGCAACUUGCUCUUUUCACUCCGAUAAUAUUGAAGAGAAUAAGCUUUUGAACCAACUGAGAAUUAGAAUUGAAGCUACUGGGCCUCUUUCGGUCGCAGAUUACAUGAAAGAAGUUUUACUAUCGCCGAGUUCAGGUUAUUACAUGAAAAAAGAUGUCUUUGGAAGUCAUGGAGACUUUAUUACUUCGCCAGAAAUUUCGCAAGUUUUUGGGGAGCUUAUUGGUAUUUGGUUUUAUAAUGAAUGGUUGAAAGUGGGGAAACCUCAACCACUUCAGCUAGUUGAAUUUGGUCCUGGACGGGGAACAUUAACAGAUGACUUACUAAGAGUCUUUUCAAAAUUUAUGCCACAUGGUACCCAACUUUCUAUCCAUUUCAUUGAAGUUAGCCCACAUUUAAGGAAACUUCAGGCUUUGAAGUUAUGCUCAACAGAUACUGAGGAAGGAAUUGAGAAUGACUUAUUACCAACUAAAUAUGGUUUCCCAUUAAAGUGGCAUUCAAGUUUGGAAUCUGUGCCUGAAAAUUUUUCUCUUUUCUUAGCUCAUGAGUUUUUUGAUGCUCUUCCUAUUCAUAAAUUUCAGAAAACUACAGAUGGCUGGAAAGAAAUUUUAGUAGAUUAUAGGGGUGGUCAACUCCAGUUUGUUUUAUCACGUAGUCCAACUCCUGCUUCUAAACUACUUAUUGAUCCGAAUGAAAACCGUGAUCAUGUUGAAAUUUCUCCUGAAACUGGUGUGAUUUUGGAUCAAGUGUUAAAAAGGAUGAAAGAAGAUGGUGGAAUAUCUCUCAUUGUUGAUUAUGGUCAUCAAGGAACUAAAACAGACACAUUUAGAAGUUUUCAAGGCCACAAGCUUCAUGAUCCAUUAGAAAAGCCGGGAGAAGCAGAUCUCACUGCUGAUGUAGAUUUUUCAUUCAUUAAAAAGUGUGCUAAAAAUAAAGCUGUAAUUUUUGGCCCUGUGAAUCAAGCAGAUUUUCUGAAAAAUAUGGGAAUUGAUGUUCGUCUGGAGAAACUUAUGGAAAGUGCAACUCCUGAAGAUCAAAAGUCUCUGAAAUCUGGAUAUAAAAUGUUAAUGAGUCCUGAUGAAAUGGGAGAAAGAUUUAAAUUUUUAGCUUUAUACCCUGUAGUACUGAAAGAUAGACUUCGUAAAUAUCCUCCUGCAGGUUUUUAAAUUAUAUUUUAAGCAAAUUUUAAAUAAAUAUU